AUGAAAUACACCGCCGCAACUCUCCUGGCUCUGGUCGCAGUCUCCAACGCGGCUCACUGCAACGCUGGAUGGGGCAUGCCAUCGGGUGCUUCAUGUCCAGGCUCAUACCCCAACGUCUACUGUUGCCAAGAGCCCGGAAGUAUCAGUGGCCCUUACUAUCAAUUUAGAACGUGCUCCUACCCUGUGCGAAAUGGACAGCCGGUCUUGGAUUCCUGCCUAGGAGACGGCUAUGUGCAAUGCUGCCCUUGA
Colletotrichum higginsianum IMI 349063 is the source of this 249-nucleotide messenger RNA. RefSeq lists its product as uncharacterized. The coding region runs from base 1 to 249 and encodes 82 amino acids. Lineage: Eukaryota; Fungi; Ascomycota; Sordariomycetes; Glomerellales; Glomerellaceae. The transcript has 5 exons. The record is from RefSeq and is a predicted model, not a curated record.